AUGAGGAACUUAGUUCAGCUGGUCCAUGACCACUGGGUUCAUGUACUUGUCGCUAAUGGCUUUGUCUUUGGAUGUUAUCUAGACCAGAGGGAUGAUGAAAAGCUGACGGCCUUCUGGAAUAAGAGCAUGCUAUUUCAAAGGGAACUGAGGUCCAGUGAAGAAGUUACUUGGAAGUAAAGACUGGUUAAAUCACAGAAUGAUCACAUUUUAAAGGUUGUCAAAUAGAUAAAAACAUUUAUUAUUUAGAUGAAACAAAACAAAACAAAACAAAAACCAACUUAGCCAUGUGGUGGCAGUGCACACCUUUAAUGCUAGCACUAAGGAGGCAGAGGCAGGCGGAUCUCUGCAAGUUCGAGGCCAGCCUGGUCUACAGCGUCAGUUCCAAGACAACCAAGGCUACACACAGAGAAUCCCUUUAGUCCUAUCACUUGGGAGACAGAGGCUUUUGGUGAGUUCCAGGACAGCCUGUGCUACACUGAGUU
Meriones unguiculatus (Mongolian gerbil) is the source of this 482-nucleotide messenger RNA. RefSeq names its product NADH dehydrogenase [ubiquinone] 1 beta subcomplex subunit 1-like. Gene Ontology annotation, cellular component: mitochondrion. The transcript has a single exon. The record is from RefSeq and is a predicted model, not a curated record. The coding region runs from base 1 to 177 and encodes 58 amino acids. Lineage: Eukaryota; Metazoa; Chordata; Mammalia; Rodentia; Muridae.